UACAUCUUGUUCUGUAGAGUUGAAAUUAGAACAGCUAAAUGGUGUCGGAGAAAGAGGAAGGCAAUAACAGAGCUACCAUUUUGGGCAUUGGCACCGCCGUCCCACCCAACUGUGUCUACCAAACCCAAUUUCCCGAUCUCUAUUUCAGCCUCACCAACACCCAACACAACACACUCUUGAAACAAAAGCUCCAACGUAUUUGCGAGAAGUCGGCGAUAAAAAAACGUUACUUCCAUUGGAACGAAGAGAUAUUAAAGGCAAACCCUAACAUGUGCAAAUAUGGUGCUCCAUCGUUGGACGCUCGCCUGAAAAUGAUGGCGGAAGAAGUCCCUAAACUAGGAAAAGAAGCAGCUCUCAAAGCCAUUCAAGACUGGGGCCAACCCAUCUCCACAAUCACACAUCUCAUCUUCACCACAUAUUCUUCCAAUUCCAUGCCCGGACCCGACUUCCAUCUCUCCAACCUCCUCGGCCUCCGCCCCUCCGUCGGAAAAUACAUGCUUUUCCAGCUCGGCUGCCACGCGGCCGCCACCGCCCUCCGCCUCGCCAAGGACGUCGCCGAGAACAACUCCGGCGCUCGUGUUCUCGUCGUGUGCGUGGACUCCACCACCAUCGGCUUCCACGCCCCGCCCGAUGAACACGUCGACAUGUUGGUCGGCCCGGCCAUCUUCUCAGACGGGGCCGCUGCCGUGGUCGUUGGCGCCGACCCGGAUGCCGCCGUGGAACGAGGGCUGUUUCAAAUAGUCUCGGCCGGGCAGACAGUGGUCCCGGACACCGAAGAUGAUGGAGUCCAUGCCAGCAUCAAAGAAAUGGGUUUGGUCUACCAUUUGUCACGAAACAUACCAAAACACAUUGGCAGAAACAUCGAGAAAUGCUUGGCUGGCGCUGAGUGUGAUUACAACUCGUUGUUUUACGUGAUUCAUCCGGGGGGUCGUGCAAUUCUUGAUGAAAUUGAGAAGAAUCUUGGACUGGGAGAAGCCAAAUUGGAAUCCAGCAGGCAGGUGCUGAGUGAGUAUGGGAACAUGGGAGGCCCCACUGUGGUGUUUGUUUUGGAUGAGAUGAGGAACAAAUCCAUUCGACAAGGGAAGAGCACCACUGGCCAUGGAUUCGACUGUGGUGUGCUUAUGGCUUUCGGGCCAGGCCUCACCAUUGAGACUCUCAUCUUGAAAAGUGUCCCCAUAGUUUAAAGCUUUGCCAACUGCUGUGUGAGAUUGGUGCUAUCAACUGCCGGAAUAAGUUUAGUUGUGUUGUUGAGUUUCUCGUGGUAUUUUUAUUGGCAUGUAUAUUUGUUCUAAUAUUUGUGUCCUUGAUCUCAGGUCGUGAGAUCUAUAUUUUCCCUUCGGACCAAAUAAAAAUAAAAUAAAUGUUGUUGAGAUCAU
This is a messenger RNA of Momordica charantia (bitter melon), 1376 nucleotides long. Its product is annotated as chalcone synthase. Gene Ontology annotation, biological process: polyketide biosynthetic process. Gene Ontology annotation, molecular function: acyltransferase activity, transferring groups other than amino-acyl groups. NCBI's taxonomy places the organism in Eukaryota, Viridiplantae, Streptophyta, Magnoliopsida, Cucurbitales, Cucurbitaceae. The record is from RefSeq and is a predicted model, not a curated record.